CUCGUGUCGCGUACCUUGCUGAGUGGCGUUGAAACCAGUGUUUCCAAUUCCGCACCGCCAAGAAUAAAUCAGUCUGUGAUUGUCUCACCAAAAAACCCGCGCAUGUGUUAGACCGGUCGUUUGGGGAGUGGGGGGUCGGGCCUAAAUCGGAGACGCACGCGACCUGCGCUGCGCAGUUCGCACGGGGUGGUUGUCUACAUAAAAUGAAUUAUACAAUGCACUUGUCUCGCAACGUCUUAAGAGAGGUGUACAGAUUCCUCCCAGGAAGGGGUUUCUUGCCCGCACAAGGUUCAACUGCCUCACGUGUCCGUCACUCUCUUGCAGACAAGGAGUUCCCUUGCUGUUCCCGCUCUGAAACCUGUGGCUUACAUAUCGCUGAAGUGAGGCAUACAUUCUUUCGUCAGCUCCGUGGAAGUUCGGGAGUGAACCGAAAAUCUUCCGAUGCUCAGAGGCAAUUCGUCGUCCAAUUCUCUCGCUCGGUCAGAAAAAUGAAUAGAACACAGUCGUCGGGGAGUCUCAAGGACUCCAUCAGCUUCUUAGAGAUGCUCAAGAAGCAAAUCGACGCGAACCUGCAACACCACAAACCAGGCGAUUGUCCUCUGACAAAGAAGGAUAUUCUCGAUCUUGGCCAGCUGCAGAAAGAAAUCGACUUCCAAGAGAAUGUCCAAGCGGUCGGAAUUACAUGCGCCCAGCUCUUCCACAACACGGCCCCUUCCGUUUUGUACGAGCAAGCCCUCAAGAAAGAGGCAGGCUCUCUCAUAGCCAGCAGCGGUGCUCUGUGUGUCUCUUCAGGCUUGAAGACUGGACGGUCACCCGCGGAUAAACGGAUAGUAGAGGAACCGUCGUCGAGAGACGAUGUGUGGUGGGGAAAGGUCAACAUUCCUUUCUGCGAGAAGUCCUACCUUGUAAACCGUGAACGUGCGGUGGAUUACCUGAACCUUCAGGAUCAACUCUACAUUGUGGACGCUUUUGCCGGCUGGGAUCCGGAGUACCGCAUCAAGAUUCGUGUGAUUACCACCCGGGCGUAUCACGCAUUGUUCAUGCAAAACAUGCUCGUCAUGCCGACAGCUGAAGAGCUGGAGAACUUCAGGCCGGACUUCACAAUCUACAAUGCAGGCUGCUUCCCGGCAAACCGGUUCACAAAUGGUGUAACAAGCCAGACCUCCGUCGCCAUGAAUUUGGGAGCAGGAGAGAUGGUCAUUCUGGGAACUCAGUACGCUGGAGAGAUGAAGAAAGGCAUCUUGACGCUGAUGAUGUACCUGAUGCCAAAGAGGGGCCAGUUGCCUCUUCACUCGUCUUGCAACGUCGGACCCAAAGGAGACGUCACUCUUUUUUUCGGUCUCUCUGGAACCGGCAAAACCACACUGUCUGCAGAUCCAUCGAGGCAGCUGAUUGGUGAUGAUGAGCACGUGUGGACAGAUAAAGGCGUUUUCAACAUCGAGGGUGGCUGCUAUGCGAAGUGCAAGGACCUCUCAAAGGAACAGGAGCCGGAGAUUUGGAACGCUAUCCGUUUCGGCAGCGUACUCGAGAAUGUUAUCAUCGAUGGUACUACGCGGGUUGUUGAUUUCCGUGACGUUUCGAUCACGGAGAACACUCGAUGUGCGUACCCUUUGUCCUUCAUUCCGAAUGCUCUGCUUCCGGCGAAAGUCGACACCCAUCCGUCGAACAUUAUUUUGCUGACAUGCGAUGCAUUCGGUGUUCUACCGCCCCUGUCAAAACUGACCCCCGACCAAGUCAUGUACCACUUCAUUAGUGGCUAUACCAGCAAGAUGGCUGGAACGGAAAUCGGUAUUCUUGAGCCAACAGCAACGUUCUCCGCGUGCUACGGAGCACCUUUCUUGGCCAUGCAUCCCAUGGUGUACGCUGAAAUGCUGGCCAAGAAGCUGAAGGAGCACAACGCUCAUGCGUGGCUGUUGAAUACUGGUUGGAUCUGUGGAGGCUACGGAAUGAACGAAGGGCGACGCAUUCCUCUUAAAUACACUCGCCUCAUGGUGGACGCUAUUCACAAUGGCGCCGCUUUGCAAACCGAGUAUCAAACGAUGCCUGUGUUUAACCUGGCCGUGCCGACCGCGAUCAACGGUGUCCCAAGCGAUCUGUUGCUUCCCCAGACCUGCUGGGCGGAUCAGAACAAGCUCGACAAGCAGAUGCGUAAACUGGCGUCUCUGUUUGUGGAGAACUUCAGUAAUUACACCGAUAGGGCGACCCCCAAUGUUGUGGCUGCUGGUCCGGUUUUUUAGGCACUUCGAAAAGCCAUCGUGACCUGCUGCCGGUUUAAUUCUUUCUAUGGACUUUGGUGCAAGCAUCCAGGACCGUGUGAGUUGCGUGGCUGUAGUCCUGUUUUUCGGUGACAUCCACGCCUUCGUGGUAGCUGGUCUCCCAAUUCCAUGAUGACGUUUCCUAUGAGGAAACGGCUUCCUCGUUGAGAAAGCGUUGGGUUGUCUCUCUUAUACUAGGAAGGGGACGUCGGGACUAUUUUUUAUGCUACAAUGGGUUCAAUUCACAUCCGACUGUACACAGUGGCCUAUCGGUGUCCUUGCGUGUUUUCUGGAUAGCGGGCCGUCGGUGCGUGAUAUCUCAAGUAGCUCAGUCUGUCGCCAGGGGGGGGGGCUACAUUGUUCUAUGUUCGGUCAAAACGAAAGUUUUUUUCAUGCCGUCCAUGUGCAUGGCACGCUAAUGACAUCCGGCGCAUGAAAUGAGAAUAAUGUAGCGCGUUCACCUCGUUGAAUAUUUCCUUUCCUCUUUAAUCUGACGGCAUCUAUCUCUCGAUGGCCAGGAGAAGUCAAGCUAUGCAGAGUGGUGCGUGAGUACAAGCGGUCGUGAUUAUGACUUUCCUUCAAGAGCCGCGUAGGAUA
Toxoplasma gondii ME49 is the source of this 2852-nucleotide messenger RNA. RefSeq names its product PEP-carboxykinase I. Bases 204 to 2237 code for a protein of 677 amino acids. Lineage: Eukaryota; Apicomplexa; Conoidasida; Eucoccidiorida; Sarcocystidae. The record is from RefSeq and is a predicted model, not a curated record. The transcript has 9 exons. Gene Ontology annotation, biological process: gluconeogenesis. Gene Ontology annotation, cellular component: cytosol. Gene Ontology annotation, molecular function: ATP binding; phosphoenolpyruvate carboxykinase (ATP) activity.